GGAUCUAUGCUCUUCUUCUUGCAUAUCCUCUCCUUCAAACAGGAAUAAGUGAUCUCAUCCAAUGAUGAUGUCUUAAAGGAUAUACCAUACAAACGACCAUCGCUUGGAAUCCAUUCAUAAUCAUCUCUAGAUUUCGCAUAUUGUCCAUCAUAGUCAAAGUGUAUGUUUGUAGAAGAAUAACCCAUUAUCUGUUGUACCAAAUAAAAGUAUACAAUUAAAGUUAAUCCUAGUUAUACAGUUUUGCUAUUAAAGUCCUACUAAAUUAUACUUGUUUACACUUUUUCUCGACAGUAAAGUUUCACCUAUUUACACUUUUAUAGUCUACCCAGUUUCACCCUUUUAAUUCCGGAUUUCAGCUUUGAUUCCCGACAUUUCUUGUUGACUUUGAUUACAAACACACCAUACAGCUCUCAAUUGACAACACAAAGACCCAUAUAUUCGAAAUCUACUGUCUAAAAAUCCCAACCUAACGAGCCGCAUUGAGUUCAUUCAUUCGAGUCCACUAUGAUGGGAUUGAGUUAUAAGAUACAGAGCAAGACAAUGCUUUAACUGAAGUUUAUCUGACCUGGGUUGGGGGUCAAUUACAGCACCCACGCUCGCCGCAAUCUCCUUUACAAUAGAAACUCCGAAUGAUCGCUCUAGCUUUCAUUCUCUCGCUUUCUUCGCCGUCCGCCGAGAGAGACAAUUAGAACAAUUAGGGAGGAGGGAGAAAAAUUAAAACUAAUUAAGAAAAUCCACCUGGACAGGAGAGAGAGAUAAACCGCGCUUUUUUUUGAUUGGUCAAGUAAAGGAGCGUUUUGAUUGGUCAAGUAGAGAGGGUUUUCAUUGGUCAAGUAGAGAGGGGCACUUUCGACUUUGACCAUCGAGUUGAAGAGUAGGAAAACAGAUAAGAGUAUGGCAGAUUACAUGAGAGUACGCUAGAUCACUUUUUCCCUCAUUAAGAGUACCUGAGCACUUGACUCAUCUCCAUCCCCACUCCAUAAUUUACUCCGAAUAUGGAGUGGAAAAUGGAGUAUGAGCAAACAAUAAAAAAUCACUCCAUUUAUAGAGUAAUCACUUUUUUGUUUCUUCAUUACUAUAUUUCCCAUUCCAUUUUGCAGUAAAUUAUGGAGUGGAGAUGGAGAUGGUCUUAGACUGGAAAUGAUCGAUGAGAAUUAUGAAAGUGACUAGAGAAUGGAAAUGAAGAGCAAAGACAUCGCUAGAGACAUUCUAUGGAAUUUAUCUUUGUCGUUUUAAAUUAAGUCCUUGCUACUUAAUUGGAGUUAGCUCCUUUGGUUUCAUUUAUAAAAAUGAUAUUAAAAAUCAGGCAAAUACAAUUUGCUGAAGCUCGUUUCUCUCACUUACGAUCUUCUUCAUCUUUUGACCUAGAAUCCAUUUUCAGACUUAACAAAUGGUAUCAAAGCCUUUGAAUCCUCUCGACUGUGAAGAAGCUACCUACGUGGCCAUUCUUGCGGAGCUACAUAAGUUAUAGGUGUUGGUGGAUCGAACUUGCGAAAGUAUGGAUCGCCAUGGCACUAUUCACGAUGCAGGCGAAACAGAACUCGUUGAGCAACCCCGACCAGAGAUAUCACUCCGUCAUUAACGCCAGUGAAGCCGCGUCAGCAAAAGAGUAGCGAAAGAUCGGGAAGGCGAGGACAGAUCCGGUUCAUUCAAGCUAGUUACGGUUGAUUCUGAGCUCAGGCCAUGGAAGGAGACUACCGAGUGUAGCUGUUUCAAACGUUCGGUGAGUUGAAAUCGACAGCAACAAAGAAAAACCCACGGGAGAAAUUCAUCGAACACGUGGUGGACGAGUUACCAACUCAGAGUAACGAUGGUUUGGGUCUGGUGAUGACACCAGCUUACCUUCUGGUGGUGUAGAGAAGUGAGAUCUGGGGCACAAGGACAGAUCUGUGUUAGUCACUAAAGGAAAGGGUGCUGGGAAUGUCCUAUCUGUUGUACUUACUCUGUCCUAUCUGUUGUACUUACUCUACUCUAGUUAAAGUUCGUAACGUCCAGAUUUAACCGUCAUAUAAUAUUAGUUGAUUAUAAUGUUUUGGUAGAAACCGUUUACAGUCUAGUCUAUGAAUUGAGAAUUCAUUAAUAUUAUUUUAUGAUCUUACAUAGUUACAUGAUCAUACACCUAAGCAAAGUGGAUCACUAAUAUAUGUUAUGUUCAUACUAAAUAUUAUAUAUGAUAUAAUAUAUGUAUAUAUAUUCACAUACGUGAUGAAAAAAGAGGGUCACAUUACUUUGAAAUAAUAAUGAUGGUCAUCUAAUAUAUUAAAACAAAAGUACAAAUAAAAAAUAGCUCUGAUUUUUUCUCAAUAAUUACCAAUCUAUGCCACUGUCAUCACAACACAGUCGUUUUAACAGCUUUAGAUCACUCUUUUCUUUUGAUUCUCUCCCCUCUUCUAGAGAGAGAGAGAGGUUUCUCUCGAUAUUUCAUCGUUCUUAUCAAACUAUCAUCUUUCGGAAGGAUAAAUCUAUUUCCCUUUCUUUUUGUGUGUUAACAUCUAGAUCGAUUUUUUUUUCUUCGCUUAGCAAUACUUUGUGGUGUUUUCGACCUAAAUCUGAGCAAUUAUUCGUGUUAUAUUUUCUAUUCUUUAAUCUUGCGUCGAUGUAAUAACGGUUCCGAUCUAUAAUCGGAAAGCAUGCCGUAGCCCUCUAUUGCUUCACUCAAUCCCGACCAACAUCUCUUCAACUAAAUAUUCUAUCUUUGUUUGGGUAACAUUGCAUCUGCUUUACCGCAGUCCUUAGUGGGCGGUGUAAGAUCUCUGGGUCAAAAUUAAGCCGGAGACGUGGAUGUGUUCCUUGGGAUAGCUGUUGAAGAUUGGAGCUGAAAGAAGUUGGCGACUGAAGAGAUGAUAUGCUUGAAUUGGUAUUGGAGUUUAGAGAAGUGUUCGUGAAGUUCCAAAUCUCUGUUACGGUGAAGAAAGAGCAAAACCGAAAUCGGAAAAUUUCACGGUGGCAAAGAGCUCCGGCGGCCAUGAUGUUUUCAGCAUGAAGGACACGAUGCUUGAUACACUUAUCAGAAACAGCUUUUGUGUUAUGGGCUCUAUAAUUUGUUUUUUUUUACUUGGAUCUCAUGUAGUCCAUUACCAAUUCUAAUGAAAAAUAUUGCCGACAAAGAAGAAAUCAUUCCUUUUUUCCUUCAUUAAUAAUAAUUUUAAUUCUCAUCGGUUUUCUCUUUUUCUCUCGCGCCUCUGUAUUUCAGAGAAAGAGAAAAGGAAGCUUUUUAUGUUCUUUCCGUAACAUUGUGAAAUCUUAAGUGACUUCUAAAAUUUGAUCAAAAAAAAAAGUGACUUCUAAAAAUCAGACUGAAAUAUAUUUAUAUAGUGUAACUGGCGUAUAUUUUAAAAUUUGUUCUUUAUCUUUGUUACAACCAUCGGGCUUUAGGUAAGUCUCUCUUAAUAUUUGUUGUAAUGGGCCAUUAAGUAAAUUUGAUUGAGCAAAACUUAGACACACAAGACGUACUUGAUCGAUUUUAUUAAAAUAAACCGUUUGGGAUCUUUGUUGAUGAAAAAAUGACUGUUUGUUGCUUAAACCAUUGUUAAAAGUUAGAUUCAGUAGAAGAUUAAUUUGUAAAUCAUACAUAUAUUUGGUUAAUAUAACUAUAACCACUAUUCUUAAACUAAGGUAUGGUUAGUAAAAUUUGAACGCUCCCAUCUUUUUAUUUUUCACAAAAUAUUUUCAAUAUAUAUAACAUAGUUAAUCUUUAACCGUCAAUUUACCUGAUUUAUAGCUACCACAUAAAUUCUUAAGAUUUCAAUAUUUCAUUUCCUAAAAGAAAAUUGAAAUAUAAAAGCAAAUGAUCAAAUAUUAUUAUACGAAUACCAAAAUAUAUUCGAUCAUCUGCUUUUAUGUUUUGAUAAGUAAAAUGGUAAUCACAUGUAAAUUUAAAAUAUAUAUUAAGUAUAAAAUUAUUUUUAAAUAUUAUGCUACAUAUAUAUUUUAUAUAAAUAUUAGGCCAAAGAAUAUAUAAUUCAAUAAAAAUAUGAGAAAUUGUUUAAACUACGGUAUAACUUCUUUAAAUUAAUACUCUAUAAAUUAAUAUACACUAAAAAUCACUAUAAAAUAAUAUAAUUUUAUAAUAUAUAAAAUUAUUGUUUUGGUGUUGUCCCAACAUUAUUAAUUUAUAGAGGUUUCACUAUACUACAUUCUUAGUACCACUUUUAAUGUUUAAUUUAACCAUAUUUACCUUUAAUUUUAAAGAGGCAAAUAUACAGUUAUAACCCUAAGAUUAACUAAUCUACACUUAUUAUUUAGAUUUGAGAGGUGAAGCUUUAGAUUGUGAGGUUUAUGAUUUUAAUAAAUAAAUAAAUAAUUAAAAUUAUUAAUAAAAAGUUUUAAAAGUUUUCAAAAUAAACUAGAAAAAAAUAAUUUUGAAUUUUUAUAAGAAAAUUCGAAUUUGAAAGCAUAUAUAUAAUUUUAUAACUAUAUAAUUAUUUUAUUUAAAUAAUUAUUUGUAUUAAUAAAUUUAUAAAAUAAAUAUAGAAGAGUCUUUUGUUUUUUAACGAAUGUAUUUGUGACAAUGUCUUUCUAGAAAAGAUAGAGUUGCUUGUAACAUAGGGUCACUUCAAGUUUUUAAUUGGCCAAGUGGGUCGCUGCAAGUUUUUAUUGUCGAAACGGGCCAAUAGGGGGGAGAGAAAUAAAUCGGUGACGAAUUUGGCCUUAUGACCCGUCAUGUUAUGGGCCGUGACCCAUGAAACUUUUGAAAGUGACCCACACCAAACGAUCCUAAGACUUAGCGAUCCAAGCGGCCCAGAAGUUUUCGCACGUGUGAGGUCGAGAUUUUAUUUUCUUUUUAUUUUUUUGACUGACCGGUAACAAAGGUUAAAGGUAAUAUUAACCUUUCCUUUUCCCGCCGUUUACUGUUUUCUGAUAUUUGUGGUAAUAUUAAUUAUACUAACAUGUUAUAAAACGCUAACUGGGUAACGGUGAGAAGAAGCUAAGAACUGGUGUACAACUAAAAGAAGCAACCCUACGAUAAGAAGAUAUUCCCAUCCUCUGAGGCCGUCGAUGCUAAUCCACCGUAACUGAAAAGGAUGGAAACAAUUAGCGGUGGUCAGAACGUCGGGUCAAGUAGUGGUGGCACAGGCAGUAAGGAAAUCAGGACCAACACCGGCGAAGGUCUGUGUAAUUCUUGCAUUGUGGUUAUGGCUGGGAGGUGGAUAAUGUUUGACAAUGGAGCUUGGGAUUUCAAGAUAGACAAUGAUAGAAUGGGUAGAGCAUUCGAUUCGUCCAGAAUUAGAGGUGCUGAGGAGUUAAAAACGUGUAUUCUAGCUGCGUAUGGGCUUUUGGGAAGGGAAGUGUCAGCCGAGAUGUCGUAUUGGCUAAAUGAUGGAGAGAGUGAAAUGGUGGGCCUAGUGGCUUCUCCCGUCGAGAUAGCAACGGACAAAGAUUUCAGGAUUUUCAAGGCGCUUCACCGGGCAGACAAAUCCGUCAAUCUCUUCAUAACAUUAAGAGAAAGUGUUGGAGGAGAAAUGAUAUUUCUAAGGUCGGAACGAGUAAUACGGGUCCAAAUGAAUGCACCCGUUCGACCUCCUGAUGAAGAUGUUGCUUUUUUUAUGGAAGUUAAGCAAAUCGAAGAACGCUACAAACGCAACUCUCAGUCUGGUGGCAUGGUUGCGACGUCAAAGGACCAAGACAAAAGCGGAGAAACUCUUGACGACGGCAGUGGGGCUAAUUCAGAGAAUUGCGAGCAAGAAAAGGGGAAUGUUUGUGGAGAUGACUUGGCAGUGGAUAAAAGAGAGAAUAAGGAAGGCAAAGUCGAAGAAGAAGACGCAGUAAAAACAGCGUCAGAUAAUCUGCCUCAACAAAUCUGUCUCAUAGAAGAUACGAGAACGCUAAGUGUUGAACAGGUUUCAGUGGAGAAUGGAAAUAAUGGAGGAGCUCACGAAGAUGUUGCUGCAGAAGAUGAAGGCGAUGAUAGCGAUUACGACUACAAUGGCUGGCAUGAUUAUUGUAGACACGAUUGCGUGACGGACGACGACGACGAUUUUGUAGAAGGUCCAGGCAAAGGAAGAAGUGGUGGACAGUCUGGUGGUAAGGGUAUUAGGCCUCCUGGCGGUAUUGGUGGCACAGGGGCUGCAAAAUCGGCGUGUGGUAAGAAGCAACGAUCACGUGGAGGUGGAUAUAUAUCCAAAAAUAACGAUUCUUCUGUGGAAAUCACCGAUCUAGCAAGAGAUCUUGGAUCACCCUCCAGAUUGGACACAGAAGUAAUAGAGACCGAGGUAGGUGUUGAUGUUGUUCUUGUGACGCCCUCUCAAUCUAAAAACAAACACACCCGGGUGACUGAAGAUAAUGAUGAUGAUGCUGUUGUUGACACUCCUAUUCCCCAGCCGGCCGCAUUUCAAGGUGAAGAAGUAUUGACGAAAGUCGGAGAUAAUGUGAGUGGUACUCCUACAGACGUUGGUUGUGCGCCCAAUCAAGCAACAGAGGCCGUUGAAAGUGGUGACAUAUGUCUCGAAACUCCCCCAAAACAAUAUAACACGCACAACCGUGAGCUCGAAGAUAAGAACGAUGUUGAUCCUCCUGUCACCGCAACUAGACAAGUUCAGGGUGGAGAAGCAUUCAUGAAAGGCAUACAAGUACCAGAAAUGUAUGGAUAUAAUGAUGUAGAUGGUGUGUAUAAUGAAAUGGAUGGAAGCAGCUGCAACCCUCUUGACAUUGACUUCAGCAAGGAGGACUCUGACAUAUACGUGGGAAGGACGUUCAAAAACAAAGCGGAGUGCAAGUUGACGUUGGCUAUCUACGCAAUUGCGAAGGUGUGCACGUUUAAGCUCAGGCAUUGCAAACGCCGACUCACGGCGAAAUGCUACGAAAAAGAAUGCAACUGGAGAGUAGUGGCUGUUCAACUCGGUGAUUCUCCAACUUAUCUGGUUAAAAAGGCAAUUCUGAAUCAUGUAUGUGUAGCCGACGUUAGAGGGAAGUAUAAAAAACAUGGUACAGCCAAAGUGCUUGCAGCUCUAUUGCGUUCGAAAUACGAGAGGCUUUACUCUGGGCCGCGUUCUAUGGAACUUCCGGAAAUGUUGCGAACGGAAUUCAACUAUACAUGCUCAAACUGGAAAGCUUGGAAAGCGAAAGAACUAGCGAUUGCAUCUGCGCAAGGAACAGAGGAGGAUUCAACAAGAUGCUACCACAGUACUUCCAUGUACUCAAGCUAGCAAAUCUUGGAACAAUCACAGAUAUUAAAACCGAAAAAGACAAAGAAGGAAAACAAGGUUUAAGUAUGCGUUCAUGUCCCUGAAAGCAUGCAUCGAUGGAUGGAAGUACCUAAGGAAGGUGCUAGUGGUGGACGGCACCCACAUGUUUGGAAAGUAAAAAGGUGUUUUGAUAAGUGCCAGCAGACAAGAUGCUAACAGCCGCGUAUUCCCGAUUGCUUUCGCAGUAGUGGAAAGCGAGAACACAGAAUCUUGAACAUGGUUUUUCGAGAGGUUAUCUACUAUUGUAGAGGAUGGUUCUGAUUUAGGUAUAAUAUGAGAUAGAUGCGCAGCAAUUUUCGCAGCGAAAGAUAAACGGUACCCACGUGCACACCAUGGUAUUUGUCUCGUACACCUCCAUCGUAACGUUCAGGAUAAGUAUAAGGGGCUGCAACAGAAAGCAAUGGUUGGCAGAGCUGGGGAAGCGUUCAGAGUUUCGGAGUGUAAGGAGAUAAUGGAGCUUAUUAAACUGACGGAUUGGAGAUGCUGGGAUUAUUUGGAGAAGAUCGACAAGAAGCUAUGGACACGUUCACAUUUCGAAGGGGAGAGAUUUAACGUGAUGACUUCUAACGCUGCUGAAUCGUUGAAUAAUGCUCUUCUGCCCGCUCAUGAUAGUCUUAUAAUGGCAUUGUUCGAGUUUAUUCGCCGGAAGCUGUGUACAUGGUCUGUGAGCAGACGCAGCGAGAUCAGUAAGAUGAAGGGAAAUGUUCCAGAUAAUAUUCAAAAGAUACUGGUCGAACAGCUGGUGCUGUCAACGGGCCUUCUAGUUAUGCCAUGUUCGACUUGGUUAUUCGAAGUUACGCACAUGCCAACUAAUUUUGGUUUCACGGUUGAUCAGGAUAAACGAACUUGCACUUGCCUCGAAUUCCAAAAGCUUGGUUUGCCAUGCCGACAUGCCAUUGCUGCUGCUUCUUACCGUAAUAUGCAGUACAGCAUGUUUGUUUGCAAACACCAUCUCAAAGAGACAUGGGCUAAAACAGUUAGGGGUAUCAUACUUCCGGUUCCGGAUCCAAAGGAUGUUGAAGUGCCAGCCGAAAUACUAACGGUUGAUCUUUAUCCACCAACGACCAAACGAACGAAGGGAAGACGAUCCCGGCCAGGCGGAUGACAAUGAUGCUUUUUACGACAGAGACGGGUCUGUUCCGCAGGGAGUCGGAGGGAGCGAUGAUGAAUCCGAUAGUAAGGUUGAUCUUGAAGACUAUAAGGAGUACCUUGAGGAACAUCACCGGAGCGAGUCCGAGUCAAGUCGAGAAUCCAAAUGAUCAGAAAUAUGGCAAUAGAUUUAUAUCAACUUAAUUUAUGUAUUAGAUUUAUAUGUGUACUACAAUAUGUUCUACACUUUAACAACAACAAAAUGUACACCUUUGAUAAUAUUAACUAAAUUUAUGUAUUAUAUAUUACCGAGAUGGGUAUACCUGCAUAGAUUUUAAAAGCAAUCAUAAUUAACUAUAGAUUUUAAAAGCAAUCAUAAUUAAUCAUAUUACCGAGAUGGGUAUACCUGCAUAGAUUUCAAUCAUAAACCCGUACACCUGCCGCUUAUAUCCUUACAUAACGUACCUCUAUCUAAAUUAACCAUAUACUGAAAUAAAUAUAAUAUAUAAACACAAAUAAAUAGUGUCUGCAAUUUAGUUACACAAUGAAUUGUACACCGUUUAGAAUAAGUUGUACACGUUUAACUAUUUAAAGUAUGUUGUAUACAUGGAUAGACUUUAAUACAAAAGUCAAUCGGAAACACAGUUUUAGUCCACAAUAAUGUAUUUGUACUCUUUCGGUGGUAAGACCGACGCAUCAUUCGGCCCAAUGUAACUGGUAUUGAAGAAUGAAAGUUGGUGUAAACAAUUGUCAUACCCGUUAAACAGUUAAUUGUCCUCAUACCCGUUAAACGGUUAAGUAUUUUUAUCUUGCAUCAUUUCGUUUCGUCCCUAUGAUACUCCUUCGCUAGUCACAUCAUUUCAUCUCUGUUUGUUAUGUAAACCUCGAUUAUAAAUAGGGUUGACCCUAUUCGAUUUUUGGAAGCGGUGACACAUUCUAGUCGUAACGUAUAAGCAGAAAUCUCCUAAAAAUGGAACAAUUCCCUAUACUCAGCCUCCUGACAGAGGUCCCGGAGUUAGUCGUUAAACGCGUGGCACAUAACUCCUUCGAAGAUCUUUUCAGACUCCGCGCUACUUGCAAGGCUAUGCGUUCAUUGACAGACGAUAAAGACGUUUAUGCUUCGUUCGAUUUGUUUAAAUAUCCGUGGAGGCUCCGCGGGUUUAGGCUCCGUUACCUAUUGAGAAGAUGCUAUGCCCAGGGAAACCCAAGUACACUUUACAUCAAGGGCGUUGAGUAUUUUUACAGGCGAAAUAUGUAUGUUGAGGGUCUUGAUUUGAUGAAGAGAGCAGCGGAUGCUAGAUUUGAGCGAGCCUCGUAUACCUACGCCAUGACAAGCAAAUUAUGGGAUGAUGAUGGCGACCACUUCAGGGGAUUUUCAAGAGACUACGUCGCUAAGAUCGGACUGCUGGUAAGAUCCUCGGCUGGAUUGUGGAAUUGGGACCAUAACGACUACUUCCACAUAAGGAGGCACGUCUUUAUAUCAACAGUCGCACCGAUAUUUUUCAGCUGUCCUUGUUCUCCUCUAUUGGACGGACAUUGGGCAUUAUGGGACAUCGACAAUAGGAAGGCUGAAGACAUGUGUAACCGGUGCUUCUGGAUAAAAGAGGUUGGUCUUCUUCUAAGCGACUUCAAGGCAUCCACCGGUCAUCCAAACUUUGAAACGUGGCGUUAAGACUUGUUGGAUGGUGGUAAUCUUCGUGCACACUACUUUAUCCUACGUACAUUGUGUUUAAAUUGUUGCACACCAACUAAUAUUUCUAAUCUUUCGAAGAGAAUACUAUUAUGUCAAUUGAAACGUAGGAUACUAUUAUGUCAAUUGAAACGUUGGUUACUAUUACGUCAAUAAAAAGGGAAGACGACGUAUUUCCCCACCAUAACUAUCACAUAGUAAUAAAUGUACACAAUCUUUAAUCCUCAUCCCAAUUGCCCACUUUAUAAGUAUAACAACCUAUUUCCACACAAUAUGGAAGUUCGAAACUCGUUUCCACACAGACGAAGAUUUGAAUUGGUUUUAAUGGUUUUCGACUUUAACCGGUAGUAAACCAGUUCGUAUCGGUUGAAACUGGUACGAUCCAACUCAAAAAUAGAUCCGACUUAGGAUCGACCCGAAACCCUUUUAAAACCCCCAAAAUCGAUUUCAUUCCCUUAGAACCCUAAAAAUAAAAUAAAAAACAGAGAAGAGAUUAAACGAAUAAAAACCCAGAAAGUAUGAGCAAUGAAUCUGGAAAUUCGAGUGGAGCCAGUAGCGCGCGAGCAAGAGGUCGCAUUGUUGGUGUGCCGAAGAGAUGUUGGUGUGGAGAAUUGGUUGUCUCUUUGAUGUCAAAGUCGACCGCAAAUCCUUACAGAAGAUACUUCCGGUGUGCUUUUGCAGCAGAGAAAAGGGUUAGUUUCUUGCUAUAAAUGUGAUUGAGUUUUUGUGUGUUUGAAGUCAAAAUCGAAUUUUUGUGUGUUUUGUAGCUGAGUAAUGAUAAUCACACUUAUAAAUGGGUUGAUGAGGCAUUGUUGGAUGAGGUUGAAGCAUUGUCAUUUAGGAUAGGGAAACUUGAACAAACAAAUCUUGCUGAGCGUGGUGAAGAAGAGAAGAAGAAGUUUGAAGAGCUUGAAUUGAAGAUAGAGACUGAGAUUUGUGCAAGAAUGGAAGAUGUUGUGAGUGAAGCUAAAUGCGAGGUGAAGAAAGCGCUUGUGCUUGUUGUUUUAGGAUGUUUGACCAUGGUUGUGUUGUCUAAGAUUAUAUAGCUUGUCGCAGUUGAUUCAAAACCGAUGUUUGUCUCAGUUUGUUUAUGUUUAAGUCUUUAAGUCGAUGAUGGUUGUAUUGUUAAGUGUUUGUUCUGUUUAGGAUGAUGAUUCCAAGUAUGUUAUUUUAAAAAGUUUCAGUUGUUUUAAAAAGAGAGAAUCAAAGUCUAAAGCAUACAUAGAACACAC
Molecule: messenger RNA, 11195 nt
Organism: Brassica rapa (field mustard)
Lineage: Eukaryota; Viridiplantae; Streptophyta; Magnoliopsida; Brassicales; Brassicaceae
Source: RefSeq, a predicted model, not a curated record